GAGAGCGCGGGGAGGGGGGGUAGGAAGCUAGGGUUAGCGGCAACCGGCGAGGCUAGGAGCCCGAGCGUGGUCGGUUGGAGCAAAUAUGUCUGUCCGGAGGCACAUUGGGAACCCUGAGUAUCUGACCAAAAGGAUACCACGGAACCCAAAGUACCAACAUGUCAAGACAAGACUGGACACUGGAAACAGUAUGACUAAGUACAUUGAGAAGCUAGAAGAAAUCAAAAAAAAUUAUAGAUACAAAAAAGAUGAACUUUUCAAGAGACUUAAAGUUACAACUUUUGCCCAGCUGGUCAUCCAAGUUGCCUCCCUAUCUGAUCAAACACUGGAAGUGACAGCUGAGGAGAUUCAAAGGCUAGAAGACAACGACUCUGCAACUCCAGAACCUGACGCAGAAAUCGCAGCCAGGACCAACGGGAAAGAGAGCCCCGGGGAGCAGGCACCGAGCCCUGUCCAGUUCAUCAACAGCUCAAGUGUUGGGGACUCCGGCCGCUCCACCCUUCAGAGCGUCAUCAGUGGCGUUGGGGAGCUGGACUUGGACAAAGGGCUGGUGAAGAAAGAGGAACCCAAUGCCAAGGACAGACCCUACCCGGACUGCCCCUUCCUGCUGCUGGACGUGCGGGACAGAGACUCCUACCAGCUGUGCCACAUCGUUGGUGCUUACAGUUACCCAAUUGCGACUCUCUCUAGAACAAUGAAUCCUUACUCAAAUGAUAUUCUUGAAUACAAAAAUGCCCACGGCAAGAUCAUCAUUCUCUAUGACGAUGACGAGAGGCUGGCCAGCCAGGCGGCUACCACCAUGUGCGAGCGGGGCUUUGAGAACCUCUUCAUGCUUUCCGGAGGUCUGAAAGUCUUAGCUCAGAAGUUUCCAGAAGGACUGAUCACGGGUUCCUUGCCGGUGUCCUGCCUGCAGACCCACCCUCCUGGCUCUGCCCGGAAGAGAGCCAGCCCCAAAGUACCUCCUCUCCCCGCCGAGAAUAAGUGGAGAUUCACCCCUGAAGAUUUAAAGAAGAUCGAGUAUUACCUGGAAGAGGGCCUGGGGCUCACGGACAAUCCCAGCCGGCUGAGCCACACCAGCACCCAUGGGAGAGACACGAAGGGGCCAGGCUCCCGCUGUAGUCAGAGCCUGUCCUCCAGCGGCUCCGGUGCCCGGUCGCUGGGCAGUGGCCACCUGCAAGGCAAGCCGUGGAAGUAGAGACCACGCCUGUCCGGGUCGAAUAAACGCCUGUCGCCUUUUGGAACCCCACCUCCCCGCCAUCCCCCAAGUCGGUCAUUUGUGGGAGCUGCCGCGGAGGGGGAGACCCCGGCCUCACCACGGGCCCCCGCUGCCCGCCUCCCUGUGGCCUCCUGCGCCGCGUGCAGCGUGGGGAAGGAUCUUCACUGAAACCACAGACGCGACGGGCUCGAGUGUCCGCCCCAUGUGUGCAGCAUCUCCG
Molecule: messenger RNA, 1436 nt
Organism: Sorex fumeus (smoky shrew)
Lineage: Eukaryota; Metazoa; Chordata; Mammalia; Eulipotyphla; Soricidae
Gene: CEP41
Product: centrosomal protein 41
Exons: 11
Coding region: 86-1195 (369 amino acids)
Biological process (GO): cilium assembly; protein polyglutamylation
Cellular component (GO): ciliary basal body
Source: RefSeq, a predicted model, not a curated record